Ectocarpus siliculosus is the source of this 4349-nucleotide messenger RNA. Lineage: Eukaryota; Phaeophyceae; Ectocarpales; Ectocarpaceae. The record is from the annotation of a GenBank genome assembly.
AUGGUUGAACGCGUCCGGCCGGCGGCCUCGACAAAGCCGAGGCUAGUGGGAGAGAAAGAGCAGGAGGAGAAGAACGACGAGCAGCAGGGCAUAUCGGACUCGGGACACAAAUCCCCAGCAACCAUACCUGACGCUGGUUCAUCCAGUUCCGACGUUUCUCCGAAGGACACCUGCCCUCCGGAGAAGCAACAGAAGAAGCGGCAGGAGACGCCCAAACGGCCCAGCCUGGUACCCGCAGCUCUUUGGGACCGUCUUUCGCAAGAGUUCAACGUUUCUCAGCUGAGGGCAAUAUGGGCGGCCGCGGCGAGCGCGCGCGAAGCCCAAGAGGAUCUCGCGGCAGCCGCCAGAGAUAACGAUGGACGGGCGACUCCUGAAGCGGCGGUGCUGGCCGAGAGGCGCGCUCCGGUCAACCACGCGGCGGCGACGGCGAAUCGAAGGGAAGGCGGAGCGCGGGGAGGAGGGUCCAAGGGGGGUGUGGUGCUGUUGCAGGGACCCCCGGGCACCGGUAAGACCCGCACCGUUCUCGGGGUCGUGAGCGCCAUCCUUGCCCGCCGCGAGGAGAAAGAUUGUGGUAGCGGUGGCGGGGGUGGCGGAGCGGGCGCUCGAGGCAUGGGCACCACGCUGGCGCCUGGGGCGCGCCAGAAGCGACCCGGGGUGGCGGGUAGGUGGGUUGCGGCGAAGACGCACCAACGGAUACUCGUGUGCGCCCCUAGCAACGGUGCUGUAGACGAGCUCGCCCAACGGUUGGCUCUGGAAUCGGGCGGAGUUUGGGACCAGCGCGGGAAUGCUGUUGCGCCGAGGGUGGUUCGCCUGGGAAAGCCCUCGGAAGACGCGGCGGAUCGGGUCAAGGCCGUGUCUCUUGAGUUCAUGGUAGAAGAGAGAGUGAAGCUCCACGCCAAGAGCGCCGAGGCGAGAACUGCCGAGACCAAGAUCAGAGAAACGCACGCGCGUAUCGACGAGGCCGGACGUGCCGUGAGGAGCGGUGGUGUCGGCGAGGUUGGCGGUGUGGCUGGAAUCGGAAGCGCAGAGAAUAGACGUCACCAGCUUAACACCCACAUCCGGCGCCUUCGCGGGGAGCUUCUGGUCGCCAAGCAGCGGCGCAGGGAUGCCCUCAGGAGCCUCGAGGUCGAGCGCGGCAAGAUCAGGCGCUCGCUCGUUGUGUGCGCCACGCUCUCCGGAUGUGGGUCGGGGCCUAUGGUGGAGGCGGUAAGCCUUUCGGGCAAGGGCUUCGACACCGUUAUCGUAGACGAGGCUUGCCAGGCGACGGAGCCAAGUACACUGAUACCCCUUUCUUUAGGUUGCAAACGCCUCAUUCUAGUGGGAGACCCUCGACAGCUUCCGGCGACGGUUAUCAGCCAACGGGCGGCCCGCUUGAACCUAGAGGUUAGCCUCUUCGAAAGAUUGGAGCGCGCGGGCUACCCCGUCCACAUGCUCACGGUGCAGUACCGGAUGCAUCCCGAGAUUCGAGCCUUUCCGUCAGCGCGCUUUUACAAUGGCCGGCUGACUGACGCUCCAUGCGUAAGGGACCAGGCAGCGAUCCCGGCACAAUCGCCAUCAUCGGAGACGACUGCUCUCCCGCCCCUCGGGCCGUGCUUCCCGCCGUUCCUCCUCGUGGACGUAUCGUCCGGCUCCGAGCGACGCGCCGGGAGCUCGUACCAGAACCCACGCGAAGCGUCCUUCGUUUCCGCGUUCUUGGCGCGCCUCGUGGCGUCCGGUCUGCGGAGCGGCCGAGGGGUCAAAGCCGGCGGCGGCGGCGGCGACGGCACUGCCGCGGGCGGCGGGCAGGACCGGGAAAAGUCGGGGGUGGUCCGGGUGGGCGUCAUCACACCCUACCGGGGCCAGGUGCACUGCAUCCAGCAGGAGCUAAGCGGCGGCGGCGGCGGCGGCGGCGGCCGGCGGCUAAAGGGGGGCGUCGAAGACGGCGGGGUUGAUGCCGAGGUGAGCACGGUGGACGGUUUUCAGGGAAAAGAGGUCGACGUCGUUCUCUUCUCGUGCGUCCGCGCCCCGUCAUCCGGCGGUGGCGGCGGCGGCGGGAUAGGGUUCCUUGCCGACCAGCGGCGAAUGAACGUGGCGCUCACCCGAGCCAGGCGUUCCCUUGUUGUCCUAGGAAACGUCGGCCGGCUGUCCUCCGAUGGGACCUGGAAAGCGCUCGUCGACCACUCCAAGUCGCGCGACCGGCUGGAGCCGGAGGCGGUUAAGGCGCGGACGUCCGGCGGUGGGAGCGGUGGGGGCGGUGAUGGGGAAGCGUUGUGCGCGCGAUUGGAAGAGACCGCCGCCGGGAAGAAAGGGGGACGUGAUCGGAGCGGCGAUCGCCAAAGCACGGGAAGGAACCGAGCGGGUCGCGGAGGAAGGGGCGAGGCAGACGACGCCGUCGGCUCGGGAGUCGCGGGUGGCAGCGACAAGAAGGAGAUCCAAGCGCCGCGGCGCCCUGCAGGCAGCCGCACGGGAGGACACGGCCGUGGAGACGGCAGCGGCGGCAUCAACGUCCCCGACGACCGUGCUGCUGCUGCUGUGGUUGUCCCUCCGGCUGUGGCUGACAUCGGGGAACAUUGUGCCGACAGGAGAGCGAACCCGCGACACGAGCCGGAGAGCGUCGGCAGCGGUCAGCGACGGAAGCCGUCGUCGCGUGGCGGUGACGGAGUUAGACCAUCCGCUGGGCUUGAAGGGAGCGUACGAGACCGCCCACCUGUUGAUAAGCGCCAGCAGCGCCAUGAAGAAGCCGGAGGGGCGAAGCCAACACCUCGAGGAUCGGCCUGCAGACGGCCGGACGGCGGAGCGGCGAACCGUCCGCAAAAGCGGGCACGAGCUGACGGCCAAGGAGCGGCGAAGAGAGUUAGCACUCCUGACGGCGGGUUUCUUGGAGGGUUGCUCAGCUCUCUGAGCUCCAACGCGGGCGGAAUCGCCUCGGGCAAAGAGCACGACUUCCGGCAAGGGUUGAGAGGCGGCGAGGAUGAGGAACGGAGGCGGGUGGCAGCAGCCCCGCGCCUCGGCGGCGCCCGAGUGACCGAACUCAGCCGCCCGGUAGAGCCCAAGCAAGCUCCGCCUGCCCGCCACUCCUCCCGAGCCGCCGCCGCCGCCACCGGCCGCCAAACGCCGGUCGAAAGUGAUGAUCGCGGCGGACGCGGCAGCCACCGCGGCGGAGGCUUCACUGGAGUGGUUCCGCCGUCUACACCGACCGAUGCCAGGAACGGUGGACGUGCUGUAGGCACCAGCAGCGCCAGCACCGUGAAUGCAAGGCGUGUCGCCCCCUCGACAGCACGAAGAGACGCUAGCUCCGCCCGGGUCGGUCGGAACCAGUUCCGUGGGGGGGCAAACCAGCACAGCCAGCCGCCCCCACAGCCUUCUGAGCAGCGGAAACGAGCAAGACGUGUGGAGCCAGCGGCAGCGACCGGUGCCGGGAGCGGUGGGGCCAGUUCAAAAGCAGGAGUCGUGAAGCAGCUACCCGCGUCGCGCAGACCAGGAGCGUCAGGCGGUAGCAGCGGCGGCAAAAGUGGUGGUGCGAAGAAGACGGAGUCAGAGGCGUCCCGUGGUGGUGGGGGCACGAGCGUGCUGGACAUCCUGCAGGGGAUUAGCGACACCUGGGGGGACAGCAGUAAGAAAAAGUGAAUGCCCUACCCCUUAGACGUCGACAGGGCCGACAAGAAGUGACUUCGCAGGUGUGUCGUCAGCCGACGCCUGUCUGCCGAAGCCUUUGAACUCUCGAAUAGAAUGGAAUGCUUGUUUUGUCGUCGACUACCCCACCAUUACACGGAGGAUCGGGUCGGCUGUGCACGUACGUUGGUGACUGUGUUUUUAGUGGUCUAUGUUCGGUGGGAGUACAGUACUCUGUUGGUUGUAUCGGGCUACACCGAAAUCAUUAUCACGUGUUAGGUGUCCCCAUUUGCGUUGUACUGUAGGGCGCUUGGGCGCGUCGUGCCGCUGGAGUGAGUUUGAUCAUCGUGAAUAAUGUAAAUAGUGCGAGUAUCGAACUGAAAAAGAAAACGAGACGAAGUAUGUGUUGGUUGUCAGAGAACCCCAACGUACUGGCAACAAAACGUUGGAUUUGCGUCGAGUGUGAAGGACGAUGUUCUCCGGUUCCCUCAGAAUGAUGAGUGUGUGGCGUGAAGUCACUUGUGUGUGUAUCUGUUGCGUGUUUUGCUUGAGAUUCGUAUCCGGAUUCCCACUGUCCACGACGCGUGUGCACCUUUUCGUCGUGCUGCUUCAACGAGUGACGACGGUAGGCUAGCACGGUAGAGAAUCUCGGGUGUGCUGUGCCUCGUGCUGUUACUUGGAGUAUCAUGCCGAGAUGACUAGAGCCGAGUGAGUGGAAGUGUGGUGUGAAGUGGAAUGCAAAACAAUGCAGGCAGCGU